This is a messenger RNA of Emiliania huxleyi CCMP1516, 396 nucleotides long. RefSeq lists its product as hypothetical. The record is from RefSeq and is a predicted model, not a curated record. The coding region runs from base 1 to 261 and encodes 86 amino acids. Lineage: Eukaryota; Haptophyta; Isochrysidales; Noelaerhabdaceae. The transcript has 4 exons.
AUGAACCUCGAAUGGUCUGGUCUCCAAAAAGAAACGUUGGAUGAUGCGGCGCUUUUUUAUAUGUGUCGUUGGAACCCAGCACCGCUUACGUGUAUGGCGGCGUUCGGCGCCCUGCUCCUCUCCGGGAGCCUGGGAAUAUACCCGGACGGCCACUUCGACAGCGUGACCAAGGUGACAACCGGCAACUUCGAGGGCCUCGUCAAGGAGACGGUCGAUGCGGGCAAGACGCUCUUCGUGCGGUGGAUCGCCUCCGCCGGGUGAGGCUGAUGACGCAAGCAGGCGCCUGCGUGGAAUGCUAUCACGAAGGCGUUUGAGAACAACUCUGAUGUGGCAUUUGGCGAUGUCAACCUCUCCGAGGACCAAGUGCGCGGCGAGUACGCCGGCAGCCCUGGCGCG